AUGUCUGAGAGGAGGCAGAGAACCUUGUCCACCUCUGGAGAGUCUCUGUACCAGGUCCUGGGUCUGGAGAAAGGCUGUAGCCAUGACGAUAUCAAGAAGUCCUACAGGAAGCUGGCGUUGCGGUUCCACCCUGAUAAGAACCCGGAGAACCCGGAGGCAGCGGAGAAGUUCAAGGAGCUGAACAGCGCCCAUGCCGUCCUGUCCGACCUCAGCAAGAGGAACAUCUACGACUCGUACGGCUCUCUGGGACUCUACGUGGCUCAGCAGUUCGGAGAGGACAACGUCAACACCUACUUCAUGCUGUCCACCUGGUGGGCCAAGGGUGCGUUUGUGGUGUGCGGCGUCCUGACCGGCUGUUACUGCUGCUGCUGCCUCUGCUGCUGCUGCAACUGCUGCUGCGGCAAACUCAAGCCAACGCCCACAGGUGAGGGGGCGGAGUCAGACUACAUCUCCCCCGACGACCUGGAGGAAGAGAUACGCAACGACCCCGACAGCGAUGCCAGCGCUCCGAUCGUUCACCAGCCGACCAAUGCCAGCGAGAAAACUCAGCUGAUCACUGACGGACAGCGCAGAUAUGGAGACACCUACACAUGA
Messenger RNA from Seriola dumerili (greater amberjack), 594 nucleotides. Its product is annotated as dnaJ homolog subfamily C member 5-like. The coding region runs from base 1 to 594 and encodes 197 amino acids. The transcript is spliced from 4 exons. Lineage: Eukaryota; Metazoa; Chordata; Actinopteri; Carangiformes; Carangidae. The record is from RefSeq and is a predicted model, not a curated record.